Molecule: messenger RNA, 2097 nt
Organism: Oldenlandia corymbosa var. corymbosa
Lineage: Eukaryota; Viridiplantae; Streptophyta; Magnoliopsida; Gentianales; Rubiaceae
Source: the annotation of a GenBank genome assembly
AUGGAAUGUCGGAGAUUGACGCUGCCCGGGCUGAGAUGGACAAUUUCCCAGUUUGCUUGUCGCCCUAUCUAUGAAAGCCGCCCCUUUGUUUUAUCAGCACGCAAAUCUUUAACCGCCGAUUGCGGACGGCUGAGGAAGAAGGGAAUCGGAGGAGAAAAAUUGGAGAAAUGUUGGCGGCGUCAGAAAUUCAAGGGAAGGAGAAAGUUGGAUAAAUUAUGCAGGAAUUCGGAAGUCGUUGAUUUUAUGCCGGUGAUGGCCGCGGUUCUGUUAAAUUACGUGCAGAAAGAGCCUCAAUCAGGGGCUGUGAUAUAUGUACUUUGUGUUCAGAACUUAUCUAAGCAGUCAGCUUUAGAUGCUGAGCUUCUUAUCGGGGCGGUUAAACCUGAUGCUGUAGUUGCCCAAGUUGGCCCCUCCAUCAGUGGAGAUGAUUUUAGUAUGGAUGCUGUUGCAUCUGAGGAAUCUGUUGUUUCGACAAAUAAUUAUAGUCUCAAACGUAUUUUUAGGUGGGUCGAUGAGUCACCAGUGCCAACUUCGGCUUUUGAAGUGAUAAAGAGGUGUUUUGUUCAUAAAAUUAGCAAAGAGAAGUAUGAAGAUGUAGCAGGGAAUUUAGUAUUGAAGGAGAUUUUCGGAAUAGGUUUUAACGGCCAUUUUUUGUCAGCCAAGAAAGCUGCCAAAGAAGUGGGUGCAUCAUUUCUGUUGCUCGAUUCCCCUUAUGUUAAAUGGAGUGAAGAUGGUAUGACAGCUUUGGAGAUUAAGCAAGAGGGCAAGGAGGAGAAUUCAGUAAAUAAGUUUCAUGCUUUAUUUAUGAGACCUGGUACUUUGGUGCCUCAGAGAGCACCGUCAGUAAUAUCAGCAUUCCCGUGGAGGUUUCCUGCUUUGAAUGAUGUUCAAAUUCAGAUGGUAAAAGCACUACCCUUACAGUUAACUGGUUCAGAUUUUGCACAGAAGUUGGGUUCUGCAAGUGAUCAACCAAGGCAUGAUUAUGAGGCUCCGCAGUUUUCACAAUUUAUCUAUCCCUUACUUGUUGAUUUACAUGAUAUAUUUAUCAGCUUAAAGCCUGGUAUGGGCAGGGCUCUGGCUCAUGCUCAAAAAAUUCUUUGUGAUGUCAAUAAAGGUGAAGUUGUUGAUAGUAAACUCCUUUCUGAAGUUUAUGUGUUUCGGCGUGCAGUUGAGGAUUUGAGAAUAGCUUUGAAUAAUGCCGGUCGGCUUCCUAUAAGCGAAUUGGGGAACUCUCUUUCCUCUGGCUGUGAAUUUUCCCAGCUUCCAGUUUGGGACAAAUCUCAUGCACUUGUUGCGCAAGCUGUACGUAGCCAGACCUCGAGGUUCAAGAAAAUUGUCGCCGUAGUUGAUUCUUAUGGUUUAGAAGGUUUGAGGAAACAUUGGAACACUUCUGUGCCACUGGAAGUUAAGGAUAUGGUAGAACAGUUGGUUACUGAUGGGGAAAAUGGUGAGAAAGUACAAAAUCAGGGUGGUGGAAAGCUGCCACUAUCAGCAAAACCAGUGGUUGCUUUUGGGGCAGGUGCAACCGCAGUUUUAGGAGCUUCUUCCCUGUCGAAAGUUGUUCAUCUAUCCACUUUGGCAAAAGUUGCAUCUUUUAAGAUGCCUGCAUCACUUAAGCUUCUGAUAACUCAAAGCCAUAAGAUUGUUGGUCUUACAUUUAGUAAUGCUGUUCCCUCAACUGCAAUGGGUCCUGGAAUGAUAAAUGGAGUCCAAGUGUCUGUUUUGAAGACAGCUCUUUCUGCUGAAAAAAUCCGUGCGGUUGCUCAUGGCAUGAUUGCUUCUGCUGAAAAAACUAGUCUUUCUGCUAUGAGAAUGGCAUUCUAUGAAAUAAUGAGAAGGCGUGAUCAGCCUACUCGCUUCCUACCUUGGGCAACCUUUGGAUGUAGUAUUGCUACUUGCUCUGGAUUGCUUAUGUACGGAGAUGGAAUUGAGUGUGCUGUUGAAUCUCUUCCUGCGGCUCGCUCAAUCGCCUGUUUAGGCCGUGGCAUUCAAAAUUUGCACCAGGCAUCACAGACGGUAAGGCAAGACGAUAACUCCAGAUUACAGAAGUCAAUUAAAUCCCUUUGGCACAAAUUUAGGCAGUGGAAGAUUCAAUAA